AUGGAAAAGAAGAGACCCAGAGAUGAUUCAUCGGCUGCCCCCCGAUCCAAGGCUUUCAAGUUCAAUGCUCACACCCUGAGGAAGCUACAGGCUGCGGUCGACGAGAACCCAGUGGUCGACUUCGUUACAAAGUUGCCUAUUGAUUACUCCGUGCGGCUUAAACAGAUGUGGAAAUUCUCGCAGAUCAGGUUGACGAAAACCAUCCGUGGCAGUAAACUCACCGCGGAUAUUAGUGAAGGCGCUACGAAGGAAGGGACAUGA
Messenger RNA from Talaromyces stipitatus ATCC 10500, 261 nucleotides. RefSeq lists its product as uncharacterized. NCBI's taxonomy places the organism in Eukaryota, Fungi, Ascomycota, Eurotiomycetes, Eurotiales, Trichocomaceae. The coding region runs from base 1 to 261 and encodes 86 amino acids. The transcript is spliced from 2 exons. The record is from RefSeq and is a predicted model, not a curated record.